Messenger RNA from Erpetoichthys calabaricus (reedfish), 1995 nucleotides. RefSeq names its product cyclin E1 (gene ccne1). Lineage: Eukaryota; Metazoa; Chordata; Cladistia; Polypteriformes; Polypteridae. Bases 216 to 1460 code for a protein of 414 amino acids. Gene Ontology annotation, molecular function: cyclin-dependent protein serine/threonine kinase regulator activity. Gene Ontology annotation, biological process: regulation of cyclin-dependent protein serine/threonine kinase activity; G1/S transition of mitotic cell cycle. Gene Ontology annotation, cellular component: cytoplasm; cyclin E1-CDK2 complex; nucleus. The record is from RefSeq and is a predicted model, not a curated record. The transcript has 12 exons.
CUCACUAGCCGCUGCCUGAGGAGGAAGACGGGUCGCUGCUGGUAGCACGAGACAUAGUAUUAUAUCAGGGUUAACGUGCUGCCAGCUUCACCCAGCACGUUUUAAAAGAAACCAAGAAACGAACAAUAUAAAUAAGCAUAUUUGGAUUCAUUCAUUUUGAAGCAAUCAGGCGACCGAGGCCUUUGUCCCUCGUGGAAAGUUGUACCAAGCAUAGAAUGCCAAGAAAGUGUAUUAUCACAGAAAAUAAGACGACGGCAGAAUGUGAAACCAGCAAAGAGAGUGCAUCACGGUCAAGGAAAAGAAAAGCUGAUGUUGCUAUUUAUUUGCAAGAUCCUGAUGAAGAAGUGGCAGAGAUGACAAAGAAAAAACAGUAUGAAAUUCUGAACUGUUGGAAUUCUUCACUUGGUUGUACAAGUCCUUGUAGGUUGAUUCCCACGCCAGACAAAGAGUUGCAUGAACCUGUUUCCGUGAAUAAAGAACAUUUUGUGCAAUAUACAUUUAAAAAUAUUUUUGUCACUCCAACAAGGUCUUCUCCACUCCCAGUUUUAGGCUGGGCUGACAAAGAUGAUGUAUGGAAUAACCUAAUGAAAAAGGAGAAGACUUAUUUACGAGACAGGCAUUUCCUUGAAAGACACCCACUUCUUCAACCAAAAAUGAGGGCUAUUCUGCUGGACUGGUUAAUGGAAGUUUGUGAGGUCUACCGGCUACACAGAGAAACAUUCUACUUGGCGCAAGACUACUUUGACCGGUUUAUGGCAACACAGAAGAAUGUGGUUAAGACACGAUUACAACUUAUUGGAAUCACGGCUUUGUUUGUUGCUUCUAAGUUAGAGGAAAUCUAUCCUCCAAAACUAAACCAAUUUGCAUAUGUUACUGAUGGUGCUUGUACAGAAGAUGAAAUUCUUGAGAUGGAACUUAUCAUGAUGAAAGAGCUUAAAUGGAGUUUAAAUCCAUUGACUGUAAUGUCUUGGUUAAAUAUUUACAUGCAAGUGGCAUAUUUAAAGGAUGAAACUCCAAGUGAUGAAGUGUUAAUUCCUCAGUUCCCCCAAACAACAUUUGUACAGAUAUCCAAACUCAUUGAUCUCUGCAUACUGGAUGUUGGAUGUCUGGAUUUUUCUUAUGGUGUUCUUGCAGCCUCAGCCUUGUUUCAUUUUUCCUCUCUGGAACUUGUACAGAAGGUUUCGGGUCUUAGUUGGAAAGAAGUUGAAGAUUCAGUAAAGUGGAUGGUUCCUUUUGCAAUGUCGGUUAAGGAAAUGGGCAACACUAAGCUGAAAUGUUUUAAAGGGAUUCCUAUGGAAGACUCUCAUAACAUACAGACACAUUCAACACUCCUAGGUUGGCUGGAUAAGGUUUAUGAAUAUCGGGAAUCUCAUUUGGAUGACAACAGAAUUUCACCAGUUCCAUCUGGUGUCCUUACACCUCCUCAGAGCAGCGAAAAGUCAGAACUGCUCAAAUCCUGAAGUAACAUGGAUGGAGGUGUGGUUUUAGAACAAAACAUUCAUUUUUCUGUUUUCCUAAGUGCCGAUGAGGAUUAAAAUCCUACAGACUACAUAAGCUUUACAAAAGGAAUAAUGAAAAUGCAACAGGACAUCAUAAGGUGAAUUAAUGGAGACAUUUUAUCUUGGAUGUUCAGUCAAUUUAUAAUCCUGUGCAACCAAGUACAACACCGACCACAUAUUUAGAGAAUGAACUGUCCACCUCUGAAUGCUGCUAAAGUGGCGGUACCUGAUGUAAUAAAUUUGAGUGCUGGGCUUAAGUAACUGAAAAUGUAAGGGUUUUACUUUCAUCUUCCCCUUUUUUUUUCUUUGGGAGCUUUCAUGCAUUUGUAUUAAAUGUGCAUGCAGAAGACACCUGAAAAAUGACAGAAAUUUAAAUCGUGUUCACUUUGUUCAGAGUGCCCGUUUACCAAAUUGUACCUUUUUAAAUCAUGCUGCUAUCUUGCUGUAUUGUAUUUUUAAAUAAAGAUACUGUCUAAAAGACAGUUUGUUUUAUAUU